This is a messenger RNA of Cylicocyclus nassatus, 877 nucleotides long. Lineage: Eukaryota; Metazoa; Nematoda; Chromadorea; Rhabditida; Strongylidae. The record is from the annotation of a GenBank genome assembly.
AUGGAGCUAUUACUGGUAGUAGCGACUCACCUACUUCUCCUUUUUAGCAGUAUAACUUACACGAAUGCCGAAAACAUAGAAUGCACAGGAUUUGGAUUACCAUCAUCAAGUCCCAGCAAAGCAGACCGGGGCAAAAUGCUCGAUGUUUUCAACAAGGUCAGAGAGAAUAUAGUCAAUGAAAAGGAUCUUGAAAAGCAGUACCUGAAAAAAGCGAAGAACAUGUACAAAUUGUUUUGGGACUGCGGAAUGGAAAAACAACUUACCGACGCCAUUAAUCCGGCGAAGGCAAAAUUGACUUUGACCACGAAUUAUGCGCAAAACUACGCCAUAUUUGCAAAAUCCUUGCUUGCAUCAAAAAAUCCCGAAGGCUAUUCUAUGAUGGCGGAAACAGAGUGGUUCAAUCAAGUGGCAUAUGUCGGUGGUCUCGACAAGAAUCAAACGUACAAGGGUGGUUUGGAUUUUUUUGCUAACAUGGUCAAUGCGAAGGCUACAAAAGUUGCAUGCGCUUACAAGGAGGAUGCAACUAACACCUAUAUUCAUUACUCCUGCAUCUUCAACGUUAAACCAGUCAAGGGUCAGAGUAUCUACGAAAGAGGGACUCCAUGUACGAAGGACUCGAAGUGCACUACGUACCCAGGAUCAACUUGUAAUGCGACUACGAAGCUGUGCGAAUACCUAGGAAUCGUAGUACCAGCAUGACACCAAAGCGGUACCGAAUGAUCUUUCUGCUCGAAGCUUUGCCAAAAACUGUUUGAUCGUUUUGUAAAAGAAGCCUGGAAAGUAGAAAGGAAUAAAGUCAUAUUUUUUGUUUACCGCUCACUAAUUUUCUUGAGAAUAUACGUAGGAUGAAAAGGUAGAGAACUGUAAUGAAGACUGC